This is a messenger RNA of Pristis pectinata (smalltooth sawfish), 6811 nucleotides long. It is a transcript of the gene cramp1, whose product is annotated as cramped chromatin regulator homolog 1. Gene Ontology annotation, biological process: pattern specification process. The transcript is spliced from 20 exons. The coding region runs from base 305 to 4171 and encodes 1288 amino acids. Gene Ontology annotation, cellular component: nucleus. NCBI's taxonomy places the organism in Eukaryota, Metazoa, Chordata, Chondrichthyes, Rhinopristiformes, Pristidae. The record is from RefSeq and is a predicted model, not a curated record. Gene Ontology annotation, molecular function: chromatin binding.
UGUGUGGAGGAUGUGAGGGGGAGAGGGGUGCCUUUGCGGCGGCAGAACCAGAGGUCGCGGUGUUGGCCCUAAGCGUGAGCAACCCGGAUUGUGUUGCUGGCGAGGGGAGAGGGGAAGAAAGGCAGGCCGACCGCUCUACGGCAGAGCGGCGUGGCCCACUGGGCCCAGGAAACCGGCAGCUUCCCUGGGAACGGCGUCCCCUCUCUCCUCUUGCCCUCUCGGCAGCAGUACGAACGCGUCCCAGCAAGGUAACCAGGACCAAGCUGGCUACUGGAGCCCAUAACAUUAACUCUGAGGCGUGUUGAUGCCGUGGAUCUCGCUGCCCGAUUUGUGCGUAAUGACGGCGAAAUGUGCGGAGGUGAACAGCGAUGAAGGGCUGAGAAGAGUGUGUAAAAGAUCUGGAGAAGAGGAGAGUGCUGAAGGAGAUGGGGAGAGUGAAGAAGGAGGCUGCAGAUCUCAACACAGCACAAAGAGAGAAGAUACUUCAGCAGCUGCCACCAGCCCAGAUCAGCAUCAUUUCUUAAGAUCCAGUGUGAGGCCUCCCAACAAGAGGUUAAGGAAAGAUCCUGCUGCUUCUCAUGGAUCCAGCAGCUUCCAGAACAAUAAGGGAAAAGGUCUUGAGGGGGGUGCUGCUGCUUCUGGUUAUGCGUCUGGCAUUGCUGCGGGCAGUGCUGGUGGAAGCAGCAAAACCACAGCAAAGAGUUUAUCUGCGAUAUCUGGAGAAAAAGAGGAAGGGAAUAAGAAGAAAGUUCGUAGACAGUGGGAGUCAUGGAGUGCAGAGGAUAAAAACUCAUUUUUCGAAGGCUUAUAUGAGCAUGGGAAAGAUUUUGAAGCAAUACAGAAUAACAUAGCUCUGAAGUACAAGAAGAAAGGGAAGCCAGCAAGUAUGGUGAAAAACAAGGAGCAGGUUCGACACUUCUACUACCGUACUUGGCACAAGAUCUCCAAAUACAUCGACUUCAAUAAUGUAUUCUCUCGAGGCCUGAAGAAAUCCUCUCAGGAGCUCUAUGGGCUAAUAUGUUAUGGAGAACUGCGCAAAAAAAUUGGUGGAUGCAUGGAUGAUAAAAAUGCAGCCAAACUCAAUGAAUUAAUUCAAGCUGGGGCUACAACUGUGCGAUACAAAGGUCGCAAUUUGCGAAUAAAAGCACCAAUGUGCCGGGCUUUGAAAAAACUCUGUGAUCCUGAAGGAAUUAGUGAUGAAGAGGAUCAAAAACCAGUUCGACUUCCUGUGAAAGUGCUCCUUGAACUACUGCCACGCAGUAACUACACCUGGGCAAGAGUUCAGAGUUUGGCACAGAAUCCUCGGCUACGGAUGAUGGUGGAACUACAUCGGAAAGUUUCCAGCCUCAUUGAUUUCCUCAAACAUAAAUGGGCGUUACAGGAAUUCAGAAUUCGUAAGUCAUUGGAAGAGCGCCAGCAGGAUUCAGGAUAUGGUGAAUCAAGGAUCAUGGGGUUUGAGGAAAAGACAGAACUCCAUCUCUACCCUGCAGAGAAUUGUACUUUAACUGUACUGCCUGGAGUGGCAAAGGUGGUUCAUUCAAAAGCCUGCUGCACCGUGCACUGGCAGGAAACAGGAAGGUGCAGACAGAAUAUAAAGGACAUUCAUUUACUCCCACCAGCACAAAUAUUAGCAAGAGCCCCUGUUACAAAGGAUAUGAAUGUUCCCCUCAGUCAAGGAACUCAGGGCACAGUGAAGGGACAAGUUAAACAAAUUCGAAGCACGACAGAUGGGCGAACUGGUUUUAAAACAACUGCAUUGAUGACUGGUGAAGGAUCACAAAGCACUGAAGAGGAAAUGCCUUCUCUGGAAAGUACCUCUGCUGGAGAGGCAAUCUCCCAACAGGAAAGUCCAAAAGCAGAGGAGGUAUUUGAUGUGGGACAGCAGGAGUUAGGAGAAAAUGGAGAAACCACAUUUAAUUCACCCAAAUCUAAUUCGGAUGCUUCCACUGAAGAAUGCAUUGGUAAUGAGGUACCUUUAAUGGAGUCCCCAGAACCAACCACCACUACUGAGCUCUGUGUCUGUGGGGGUAUGGUGAAUAUUGAUGAGACAUCUCCCUUGGACCCAGCUCCUCGCUGCAUGAAGUCUUGUCAGAAUUCUCUGUCAGUAGCUGCAGAAAGGUGUGCUUGUCAGGAUAAAUCCUCCGAAAAGGGUGUUGCUACCUUGGGCAUAAAUGGAUUUUGUGGUGAUCCCGGUGCUGUGCAUCCUGGAACGGUAGAAGUUGUGGAAUCCAACACUGAACAGUUUGCAGUUUCAGGGCCACAAUUACCAACUGAAAUCACUUCACCAUCAUCCAAUUCCAAUGCAGUAGAUGAUGGUGAUAAUAGGACCUUGCCUACUGUUUGCACUCAUGAAGAACCAGUGGUGUGCACAGAUGAGGUGUCUGAUGCUGAAUGCCAUAGGCAGACUAUGAAUACUAGUUCACCCUCUCAGGGACAACCUGGUAGUGCCAGCAUUGUUCCAAAGCCACCGAAAGAGGAUGCUACCCACUUAGCCCAACAGGUGCUGGAGGAUGGCUGGAAUCCACGUACCUCCGAAAAUUUGACAUUGGCUGAAUUGUACCUCAUGCUGGGGAAACCCAGUAAAUUGCAACUUGAAUAUGACUGGGUGCAGACCCAGCGGAACAACCCAGAGGAAACCGAGAGGACAAAGGGUACAAGUCAGGGGUUACUGAAGUGCUUGCUGCAAAUUAUCACUACUGAAGUGAAUCCUAAAUCUAGUCUAGAUUCUAGUUCUGUGGCAGCAUCUCCAAUGAAAUCAAACCAUGAAGAUCAGAUGAACUCUCCACCAGGGAAAGUGAUUACUCUUGCGCGUAGUCCUGGUUGUGUCCGAAAUGCUCCAGCAAUUCGGACUAACAAAACGGUUACUCCCACCAAUGCAUCAGGAAUGCGGAAUGUGCAGAAAACAUUGGUGGUGCCAUAUUCAUCUAGUAGCUCGGGAAAUUCAAGCAGUGAUGCAGACAGUGGGGUGUUUGCAGUUCCAACAAUUUUGCCUCCCAACAGUAGGCAUAAUAAGAUGUUUUCACCCAGCAAAGAGACUGAGCUGACGUUCAGACAACAACUGGAUACUCUCAGUAGGCAACCAGACAUCUUUUUACCCAAGCCAAGGAAAUUACGAAAUAAUCGUCCACGUAAGCCACUGGUGGUUCAGAGAACACUGUUGCCACGACCAACUGGAAAUUCCUCUCAGCAUGUUUGUUCCUUUUCCAUCUUGUCCAAUUCUGCCACAGGCACCGGUUUAUUCCGUCCUCUUUCCAAACCAACCUUAGCUCGUCCUAUUAUUCCAAAAGCCAUUCCAGCGUCCACCAGCCAGCUGUCUAGUGCAAUUGACAUGGCAGCAAAGUCGGCAGGUAUAAUUCCAGGCAGCCCAGUCCAGGCCCUUGAUGCAGAAGGAUCACAAGAUUUGACCUCUCUGUCAAAUGAAGAUGUUUCCAUGGUGACCCCGGACCAGGAUUUAUCCUCAGUCCAUCAGAAUGGAAGUACACCAGCAACCUUGGCAGGGAGGGAUCUUGAAAAACACACGCAUCAGAAUGGUCCAUCCUCUCCUUCAGGUGAAACCUCUAACUCAUUGUUCACUUCUCCACCAAAUGUCUCGGCACUCCUUGAUAUUUCAUUGCCAGGACCUCCAGAUGACACACUAUCCCAGGGUGGACCCCAUAGCCAAAUCAGUGACUCCAUUAUUGAGCUUGCUAUCAACUCUACUCAGUAUGUUGGUGGUGAUGGUUCUUCUCUAUCCAUAUCAAAGCUGAAUGGUAGUGACAACUCUAAGAAUCUCCCAUCUCCACCAGCCAGUCCUCAACGCAACUGGAUUCCCUCCCCUACCCACGAUCCACAGUGGUAUCCAACGGAUUCUGGUGACUCUUCUUUGGGUAGUCUGUUGUCAAGCCUAAUAUCUCCUGAAAAGGGGCGGAAGAUGCUAACAACUGGCAAUAGCAAUAGCAACUCUUUGCUUGGAACGAGCCUAUUGGAUGGAAACUCCAGGGAUUCUUUUGUUUCCCGCUCACUAGUGGAUGUCUCCGAGGUCGAUUCUCAGCUGGCAUGUAUGAUGAAUGAAAGCAGUGUGGAUUAUAUUGCCCGCUUUAAUGACCUUGCUCAAGAGCUCUCGGGAGCUGAGACUUCAAGGAAGGAGAUGCUUUUGGACAAUGGCCCUCCAAUUGGUGAUCUUUCACAAUAAGGUCAUAAACUGAACAAGGGGCUCACUUGGAGCGCCCCCAUUCUUCAGCACCUUGCCAAUUAAGCUGCCCAGUUAGGGCAUUGACUACUGGAGAAACCAUUUGUAAAUGACACUGAGAGGUUUGAAAAAUGUGCAAUAUGCUUGACAGUACUGCCCGUAAUUCAGUAUUAGAUUCAUGAUAAUAUUCAUUCGGCAGUCAUUGACAUAGCAUGAAGCUACAAGAAGCCAAAAGGAUCCUGCAAUGGGACUGAACACUAGGGUGAAAUUUUUUUUCCCAACGUCUGAAACUGAUAUGCAGAUCGAUCAUAUGAUUGAAUUGGGCACGGAAACAAAACUGAUUUCAAAAUCUUAGGGUUUUGAUGCAGAUCUGGUGAUGUUCUUGUGGUUUGUACCAAGUUCUUCCUAGAGUGAUACAGUAUGUUCUUAGUUAUACAAACCUUUUGUACCAUAUAACACGCCCAUUUUUGCUUUCCAUUAAAACCAAACAUUAGUACUAAUCAUAUCAGGGAAACCUAAGUGACUGUAUUCUACCUGAAAGUAUGCUAAAGUCCAUGGCCCACAUAGUUAUAGUGGUUAUGCUGUUUUUGUGGGACACGCAAUGAUGCAAGGAGAUCAUUAAACAGGUGGUAACUUGGGUUCAUUAAAGCAUGGUCCCUAUUGCAGCAUUAUGCUGUUAAACAUCUAUCAAAUAGACUGGUGAGUUUCCCUGAGAGUUCCAAGUGAAGUACCUGGUGCUGAUUUAAAGUACCUGGGGUUGUGCACGUGUGAACUGAAUUAACAAGCAAGUCUCUGAUGGCCAAUUCAAAAAAUGAAAUUAAUUGAUGUAUGCUGCACAUGUGGUUCGGUAAAUAGUUUGCUGGUUUCUUUGUCUCGAAGAGAGCCACCAACAGUUAUGACCUUGGUGUGCCUCCUCAGUUCGUGCUGCACGCCAGCAUUUCUUUUUACACUCUGGUCCUUUCUGUCUUUUCUAGUUAAUGUGUUUUUUCUAAUCCUGAUCAUUACUGGCUCUUCUCUUCCUCUCCCUUCAUUUUCCAUCUUGUAUACUCUUAAUGGGUAUCAGCUUGUGAAUCAGCUUAAUGAGUAUCAGAUAGUUGUCUAUCAUUAGUGACUAUCAGGAUUGAAUCUGAAGCUUGCUACUGAGUAGAGGAUUAUGCAAUUGUUUCAUACAGCAUCAAGAUUCUAGAUGCACCUUCUAAAUUUGUUCCUGCACUGUUUUAAGUGCAUGAUGGCUCAUUUGCAAUUAGUUCUGUACAUUUCAAAUAUAAAGGUUUUCUAUCCCGAAAACACACUUUUGUUGUUGUAUUUUACAUUGCAUCCAGUAACUAUGCUUCAGAUUGAAGUUAUGGUACCAUUUUUCUGUUGCUGUGAAACAAUUUCAUGUGAUGCGUCUCGAGUGCAUUUAAUGUUAUGCAGUUUACCUUUAAGUUGUGCUGCUCGUGUUUUCUGCACCCAAAGAAUCCACUGAGCUACCAUUGAAUUUCACAAACUUUUGUUUUACUUUAUUGUGAGGGGCUCCUUUGUUUCUACCAGAAUAUUACCCAAGGACUUAAACUCUCCACUCAAGCAUGUGUUCAGAUUUGGAACACUGUGUGCAGUCUAACUGCAGUGUUAGUGCAAAUUCUGAUUUAGUAGCAGACAAGAUUUUGAGAAGUGUUUUGCAGUUUCAAAAUAAAACACACAUGAUGCAGAUUAUGUUUUUCCCAUACUCUCAAUUAUUUAAGUAGGUUAGGUAUGUACAUUGUUAAUUUUAUCCACCGUACAUGGCUCUAGAAGAACUGUACUUGAUUUUUUUAAUGCAAACUACUUUGAAACAAUAAUUUUGGAAGGAUUAUCUCCCAAUCUUGUCUAGUUUCAAACUAGGCUGCAAGCCAAAUCACUGUAUCUCUGGGCUUCCCAAGAACAGGAGGGAAAAUUACAAAGCUGUUAUAUAACAGUGCAUUAUUGCACUGGGACCACCAGUGCUUGUUGCAAUGCAGUAAUUGUCUAAAUUUAUUCAAAAUUAAUUGCGCAUUAGAUUAAUAAUUUAAGUCUAGUGUACUGUGAAGCAGACAAGCAAAUUGAUUAGAGGAUUAUGGAAAGCUGUGAUCUAAGUAAUCUACAAUCUGUAACACUCACCUAUUACAUGCUGUUUUCUAAUGUGCAAAAACUCCAGAGAAUCUACUGCUAUUCUGCAAUUCACCUUCAUAUAUUUUGCAUAUUCUGCUUUCAUUUAGAACAAAAGUUGUCUGUCCAUCAGCAAGAUAUUGGCAUCUUGCAGCAUUUUAUCUCUUUAAUUACAGUUUUGGUAAAUGCCUGUUGCAUUAAAUGCAUAUUACAUUUUUAGAGGGAUUUGUUUAAUGUAUCUGAAACACAAUGUUAAACAUUUAUUUUAUGUUGAAUUAGAAUUAUCCUUGGAAUUAAAGAAGUUCCAGUUUGUACAUUUGUUAAGUAAUGAAGUAAUCUUGCACUUUUAGUUUGGUACACUAGGUUUGUCCUGAGGUAAAGAGAUGGCAGUAGUUCUCUUGGAGUGGAGGAAUACUCCACUUCAGCUAGCUUUCUAGUGUUGCUCUUUCCUAAGUAUUCAAGCAUCAUUGCAGAUACAGUUUCAUUCACAUAAGGCUAACUAAUGGUUGGGAGGCCCUGCCCCACCCCCACCCCACC